This is a messenger RNA of Cynocephalus volans (Philippine flying lemur), 395 nucleotides long. Its product is annotated as diazepam-binding inhibitor-like 5. Gene Ontology annotation, molecular function: fatty-acyl-CoA binding. Gene Ontology annotation, cellular component: mitochondrion. NCBI's taxonomy places the organism in Eukaryota, Metazoa, Chordata, Mammalia, Dermoptera, Cynocephalidae. Bases 13 to 276 code for a protein of 87 amino acids. Gene Ontology annotation, biological process: fatty acid metabolic process. The record is from RefSeq and is a predicted model, not a curated record. The transcript has a single exon.
UCAGCUACCCCAAUGUGCCAAGUGGAGUUUGAGAUGGCCUGUGCUGCUAUCAAGCUGCUGAAGGGUCCUGUGAGCGAUGAGGAGAAAUUGCUGGUGUACAGUUUCUACAAACAGGCCACCCAGGGUGACUGCAACAUCCCUGCCCCACCCGCCUCAGAUGUGAAAUCCAAGGCCAAGUGGGACGCGUGGAAUGGGAACAAAGGGAUGUCCAAGAUGGACGCCAUGAAGCUCUAUGUUGCCAAAGUGGAAGAGCUGAAGAAAAAGGAGGCUGGCUGAGGACACACUGGCAGACAGAAGGAAGUAGCAUGGCUCCUCUGAUAGGGAAUGGGCUUCUUAAAAGACUUUGAUGGCUGAAAUGUCCUGUACUAGUAGCAAGGUUAUCUGAGACAUCAAUA